CAUUUUAGAAACAAAUGAAAUUUCUUUUUAUUAAUUUUUGAAAGAUAUUUUUAAAAAAGUACAUAAAAAAAUCAAAAUUAUUGUUACAAAAUUAGAAAUUAACUAAAAGGAGAAUAGGAAGAAUAACAUGUUUUAGAAAAGUAUUUUUGAUUCGUGCAUUUCAAGUGUCAAACACAUACACACGUUUACAUGUGUAUAUACACAAAGAAAAGAAUUGUGUUCACAUAUGCAAGCAAGAAUUGCAUAUAUGUGUUUCAGUUUAAUCAGUAAGCGUAUAUGAAAAGUAGUGGUGAGUUCUUGUACGUGUUUUAUUCUUAAAAUCGUCAGAAGCAGUCACAAGUCAAAAGUUGAUGGAAGUCAAGUUGACGUGAUUGUGAUCGCGUAAAUGUCAUAUCUUUUUUUUUAGUGGAUUUUUAAGAUUAUUUUCCCCUUGUGUGUAAAAGAUAAAAAAAAAAUUAUAAAAUUGUGUUUCAUUAAAAAAAAUUUGUGUUGUGUGUGUGUGACAAACCAGAAGGGAGUUCUAUAAAUAAAAGGAAACGAAAUUAUUUUUCCCCAAGAUUCAACAAGACAGCUGACGAAUGUGAACCAAAGUGGUGACUAGACUUUUAUAGUUUUCCAUCGCACUGCUGUUUGGCAGUUCAGAUUGAAGGCAGUGAAAAUGGAUCAAAUGAUUGCUUUAAGCACUCAAAAUCCAUUAUCACUGCUGAUGAAAUUUGGAAUGAUGGCGUGGAAUAAUACUUGCGGGAUAGGAAAUUGCUCCGGUCAUGGAGAAUGUCAUAAUGGCACUUGUCUCUGCGAGAUUCAAUUCGAUGGAUCAGAAUGUCAUGUUCCGAACUUCAGCUAUUAUAUUGGAUUUGCAUCAAUGUUUUUCUUACUUGCCUUUGUUUGUCUAUUACAAUUAAUAAUGUGUAUAGUUGCCGAAUGGCAGAGAAUGAAAACCCCAUCUCUUCUGCGUGCUUGUCAAGUGACAACGCAAAAAGUUUUAUAUUUUGUUGUUUUUCUCGCCUCAAUUAUUCGUGGUGCUUACUUUACAUCUCCUACUGCAUUUGAAGAAGGAUGGUCAAGAAGUCUUUUAUCAGCGUACUAUCCAUUUCUUUUAAGUGGAUCAUCGUUAAUUGUCUGUUUUUGGGCAGAAGUAUUCCACUUACGUGAUAUUCGUUACGAUAAACCACAGUUUCUUUCGAAAUCAUUUUUCGGUUUUCUUGUAUUUAAUGUCAUUACAUACUCAUUAUUGGUUGCGGAAUUUGUCAUUGUUCAAAUGAACACGGAUGUUGAUAAAAGCUUCUACACACAUGUUUUUAAUGGGUGCUAUGCUGUUCUUCUUUUUAUUGUCGUUAUAUUUUUUUUGAUUUAUGGAGUCGAAGUCUUUUUCAAGGUUCGAGGAGGCUUUUUAUUCGAGGAUCAUGUAACAUCGAUAGCGACUAAAAAUCAUAUUCCUGGAGAGACGGCAGCAACGGAGGAGGAAGUUGUGACAGCGAAAUUAUUCGAAACUACUCCAACGAAUGGAGAGACAUUAAAUUUAAAAACUCACGUCAAUACAUCUCAAUUGCAUCAAUCUAGAUUCGGAUUAGUUUUUCAAGCUUUCAUGUUGCUCAUUGUUGGAGGAUUUCUUUUUAGUGAAAUGCUCAGUGAUAUUUGGAAGACCAAAGUUCCUGUAUAUAGUAGAAAUUGGCAUGACGUUGUGUUUCGUGUAAUUGAAUUGGCAGUGGCAGUUUGGUUUCCUUGUGUUUUAUGGAAUUGCACAAGUCCCGAGAGAUUGUGGAUAUUAAAUCCAAAGCGAUUGUUAAAAAAAUUGGAUCUCGAUCAGGGAAAAGUUGCAAAUGAAUUUGAAUUAAAUGAUAAAAAUUGUUCACCCGAUUCGGAAUUAUUGAAAGACGGCGCAUGCAGCAGUGGCAGUAGCAGUAAAGAUUGUUGGAUUUGCUACGAUAGUUAUCGACAAGAUGCUGGUCCAUUGAUUCAACCUUGUCAAUGUCGAGGAGAUGUGAGUGCCGUUCAUCAUGAUUGCCUGCGUCGUUGGCUUGUUGAGAGCUCAAUGAAUUCGGAUAGUUUGAUUUGUAAAGUGUGCGGCACAAAAUAUAAUGUGGAACAUUCGAGAAGAUUAGAUUGGCAACAUAGUUUGACACCUCGACAUUGGCUUCAGACUUUUGCCAUUGUCACGACAAUGUGUGGUUCUGCUGCAGCUGCAUGGAUUCUUAUUCAACUUGUUGAAAGUCCAUUUAUAAGAAUGUUUUCAGCAGGCACUACAUUAUUAAUUAUUUAUAUUUGCAUAAGAUUUUUAAGUUUAAACACAGUUGAUGCGUAUGAACGAGCCAAAAUUUCAUCGUUAAAUAUCGUGAAUGCAGACAUUAGUUCAACAAAAUCAGAUCAAGUUUCAAUAAUUAGCAAUGUUGUCUGCGUUGAUUUGGCAAAAUCCGAUGUAGCGGCAAUUUAAUUUUUAAAUAUUCUAUAAAUUUUAGUUUCAAAUAAUGAUGAUGAUGAUGAAUCCUUUCAGGUAAGGAUUACAAAAAAGAAUGAGAGAAAAGAAAAUACUAAUAUUGAGAAUUGGUAAUAUUUUUUUGAAAUUUUGACAACAGUAUGAAAUUAAAAAAAGAAAAAGAAAAAAAAAUUACUAAUAAUUGCAAUACCGGGAGAAAAAUUGAACUUUCGACAGUUCAAUUUUGUACAAAUUGAAAGACUUUUGAUGACAAUGAAAUGAAAAAAAAAAAUUAAUAUAGCGUGAAAGAUAGUAUUCUAUACUUUCUAGGACCCCAGUAAGGAAUUUGUUCCUUAUAAAAUCAGAAUAUAGAGUGAAAAAAAAAAUUUGCCUUCUUCAUAAGGCAAUAUAUAUAUAGUAUAUAUAAAUAUAGCCUUUUAUUUUUGUACAAUUAAUUUUCAAAUCAAUAAUGUGCAAAUUGAUGAGGCAUUUCUAAAUUCAAGUCAUUUAGAAUUUAAUUUUUAUUUGUUUUUUACUUUUUCGAAGGGAGUGUAAUUUCUUCACAAAUUCUACUUUGAUUUUCAAAAUAAGAAUUAAAAAUUUUUCUUUCAAACUUUUUUAUAAAAUUAUUUUUUAAUAUAUUUUUCAAUAAAUAAGUAAAUAAAUAUUGAAAAUUACACGGUAAAUAAGUAAUUUAACAAUAUUAAAGAAAAAGUUGAUAUUUACGUUAAAUAAAUAAAAAUAAAAAUAAAAUUUGUGAUAAAAUUAAAAAUUAAUUAUAAAAAAGGGAAAAAUGAAUAUAAACAAAUUUUUUUUUUUUUUAAAAAAAAAGGUAGAAUUUGUGUUUUAAUAUCAUUCCGAAUUGUUAUAGAAAAAAAUUAUUAAAGAAAAAUAAAAAAAAUGGUUCUAGGCUUAUUUAUAGAAAUUAGAAAUUUAAUUGUAAUAAUGAUCCAGCCAAAGUAUAUAAUAUAAUUAAUAACGAAUCCUUGACUUAUAAUGCGAGAGUGAGAUCUUAAUGUUUGAAUUGAUAUUGUGCGUUCAAUUUUCAGAGUUCAUUUUUUUUUUUUUUUUUUUUUUUUUUAAACGUGACAUUUCAAUAUGCUUUUUAGGUUUUAUAUCGAAUUUUUUCAAUAAUGCUUAUCAUUGAAGAAUUUUCUUGUUCAACUGCUUUACAUAAAUCACAAUACAUUGACCCUUCAAUGUUGCAUUUCCAUAAAGCAUAGACUGAUUAGUUGAACUUGACACACCAAUUAUAAUUAUCAAAUCGAAUUUUAUCGUUUUAUCAUUUUUUUUUAUUUUAUUAUUAUUUUAUUAUUAUUAUAUUUAAUUAAUAUUAUUUUAUUUUUAUUAUUAUUAUUAUUAUUAUUAUUUAAUAAUUACAUCCUCAAGGAUAAUAAUUUUUCAAUAAUUGAAUUUCUCAAAUGAGACAUUUGAAAAAAAAAAAAUUCUCUCUUUAGAGAAUUCACAAUCACUCGACUGUUUUGCACUUGUUUUGAGAUGCAACAUUAAAGGUGAAAAUCAUUUUUCAAUUUCGUAUGUUUGAUUAUUUGCGAACAUUUUCAAAUACUCGUAUAUACAUAAAAAUAUUAAAAUAGACAACUUUGUACCGUGUAAAGAUAUUAUUAGUGAUAACUAUAUUCAAUAAGUUCUGUAUUUUUUUUUUUUACCUAAAGCUGAAAAUUAAUUGUUUUUUUAAUAUUUAGAUUUUUCUUUUGUAUAUUUAAAAAAAAACAAGUUAAAAUUCAGAAAAUGCAAAUAAUUUUGCCCUCUUCAUAUUUAAUUGAGAGAAAAAAAAAACAAUUUUUUUUCCCCUUUUACCUGCGUACAGAAAAAAAGUAAGUUACUCGAAAAAUUCUUAAAAUAUCUAUAGAUAAUAAUAAUGAAUACAAGUAUAAAAUAAUAGAAAAAAAUUGUAAGUAGCAGUUUUUAAAAACAAAAAAAAAAAAAAGUUUUAAGCCUCCCCUCCCCCAUUCUCAUCUAUAUAAUAAUACACAAUUAAAUAGUUGCUCGUAGAAUUUCAUUGUUAAGAUUUAAAAAAAAAAAAAAAAUUUCGCGAUUUUUCAUAUAAUAUGCUCGAUAUCAAUUCUCUAUUAUAGAAUUAUCUACGUAUAUAAUAAACUAAAUUUUAAUCUUAAUUCAAUUCCUUCAAGUACAAACGAGAUACGAAUUCUAACACUGAGAAUUUGAUUUCAAAACAAUGUCUGGUACUUUUACUUUUUAUUAAGUGUUAAUUAUUAAUAUUUCAUUGUAAUAUAUAUUAUAUUUAAGGCUUACGUAAGUUAUUACUUUUAAAAAGCGAAUAAAACAUAGAGAUAAGCUGUGAUAAUAUAAAAUGUACUAAAAAAAAAACUCAGUAGAAAUGUCCCUCAAUAAAUGCCAUAUAAUUAAGUGUAAA
This is a messenger RNA of Leptopilina boulardi, 4808 nucleotides long. RefSeq lists its product as uncharacterized. Lineage: Eukaryota; Metazoa; Arthropoda; Insecta; Hymenoptera; Figitidae. The record is from RefSeq and is a predicted model, not a curated record. Gene Ontology annotation, molecular function: zinc ion binding. Bases 659 to 2431 code for a protein of 590 amino acids. The transcript is spliced from 9 exons.